AUGGGUGCAUACCGAGCGGACGAUGAAUAUGAUUACUUGUUCAAGGUAGUAUUGAUCGGUGAUUCCGGCGUCGGAAAAUCCAAUUUGCUGUCCAGAUUCACCCGCAAUGAGUUUAGCUUGGAGUCCAAGUCUACCAUCGGAGUCGAGUUCGCCACCCGGAGCAUCCGCGUCAAUGAUAAAGUCGUCAAGGCUCAGAUUUGGGAUACGGCUGGCCAAGAACGGUAUUGCCCGUGUUUCUCACUUACUCGAUCUGAUGCUUGUCUUUCAUUUCUCCUCGUCCUUGCUUUUAAAAGAUAUAAAAUUAAAAACAAAUGGCUGAAUUUUUAG
Molecule: messenger RNA, 327 nt
Organism: Striga hermonthica
Lineage: Eukaryota; Viridiplantae; Streptophyta; Magnoliopsida; Lamiales; Orobanchaceae
Source: the annotation of a GenBank genome assembly